AUGGGCAAGCAAUUUCUUAAUCGUCUAAUAGUAUACUGUGCAAUUAUCUCGGCACUGCUACUAUUGGUCGAUAGUGUAGAACAAGACCCUUCGUCGCUUCUAGGUUAUAUGCCCACGUUUUUCAAUCAACGAGCAAUCAAUAGACGUUCAGAUCCACGAAAUGGCUACAGUCCAAAAGGAAGAAUUGAGAUAAAAACUGACUGA
Messenger RNA from Trichobilharzia szidati, 204 nucleotides. NCBI's taxonomy places the organism in Eukaryota, Metazoa, Platyhelminthes, Trematoda, Strigeidida, Schistosomatidae. The record is from the annotation of a GenBank genome assembly.